Messenger RNA from Sinocyclocheilus anshuiensis, 2313 nucleotides. It is a transcript of the gene gphra, whose product is annotated as Golgi pH regulator. NCBI's taxonomy places the organism in Eukaryota, Metazoa, Chordata, Actinopteri, Cypriniformes, Cyprinidae. Bases 180 to 1550 code for a protein of 456 amino acids. Gene Ontology annotation, biological process: intracellular pH reduction. Gene Ontology annotation, cellular component: Golgi cisterna membrane. The transcript is spliced from 14 exons. The record is from RefSeq and is a predicted model, not a curated record. Gene Ontology annotation, molecular function: voltage-gated monoatomic anion channel activity.
AUGACAUUACUGUGCGCCGGAAAACCUUUUUGUCCCUUGUCAUGACGUCAGCAGCUUGACAGCUCAGUCGGACACUUGUUCUGUUCAAUAUUUGAUUCUCUAUUAUUAACAGAGCAUUUUUAACAUAAUGAGCUGAGGGUGCGUUUGUCAUUUUCUGUAUAUAAACUCCAUACUACACCAUGUCUUUCUUCGUAGAUUCAGUGAUUAUGUUCACUUCUCAGGUGCUGUUUUUUGGGUUUGGGUGGCUGUUUUUCAUGAGGCAGUUGUUUAAAGAUUAUGAGGUUCGACAGUAUGUUGUGCAGGUGGUCUUUUCCAUCACAUUUGCCUUUUCUUGCACUAUGUUUGAGCUCAUUAUCUUUGAGAUCCUCGGUGUAUUAAGCAGCACGUCCAGAUAUUUCCACUGGAAGCUGAAUUUGUAUGUAAUAUUACUGGUUCUGAUAUUUGUGGUGCCUUUCUACAUUGGCUACUUUGUGGUCAGUAAUAUACGAUUACUGCAGAGACAAAGGUUGCUUUUUUCAUGUGUGGUCUGGUUCACAUUCAUGUAUUUCUUCUGGAAACUGGGUGAUCCUUUCCCUAUACUCAGUCCAAAACAUGGCAUUCUGUCCAUAGAGCAGCUGAUCAGUCGUGUGGGGGUCAUUGGGGUCACACUGAUGGCUCUUCUGUCUGGCUUUGGUGCUGUGAACUGUCCUUAUACAUACAUGUCAUAUUUUCUGAGAAAUGUGACAGACAGUGAUAUCCUGGCCCUGGAGAGAAGACUUCUUCAGACUAUGGACAUGAUUGUCAGUAAAAAGAAAAGGAUUGCCAUGACAAGAAGGCAGAUGUACCAGCGUGGAGAGGAGCAGAAUAAACAGACGGGAUUCUGGGGGAUGAUCAAGAGCGUGACCUCCUCACCAUCAGGCAGUGAGACAGAUCUUUCUCUGAUCCAGCAGGAGGUGGAUGCUCUGGAGGAGCUCAGUAGACAGCUUUUCCUGGAGACCGUGGACCUGCAAGCUACCAAGGAACGGAUAGAAUACUCAAAAACAUUUCAGGGGAAAUACUUCAACUUCUUAGGUUAUUUUUUCUCCAUUUACUGUGUGUGGAAAAUAUUCAUGGCUACUAUAAACAUAGUGUUUGACCGUGUGGGGAAGACUGACCCAGUGACGAGAGGAAUCGAGAUCACAGUCAACUAUCUCGGCAUUCAGUUUGAUGUCAAGUUCUGGUCUCAGCACAUUUCCUUUAUCCUGGUGGGAAUCAUAAUAGUCACGUCCAUACGAGGCCUUUUAAUCACACUCACCAAGUUUUUCUAUGCCAUCUCCAGCAGCAAGUCCUCCAAUGUCAUUGUGCUCGUCCUGGCUCAGAUCAUGGGCAUGUAUUUUGUGUCGUCUGUGCUCCUGAUGCGGAUGAGCAUGCCUUUAGAGUACCGCACCAUAGUGACGGAGGUACUGGGAGAACUGCAGUUUAACUUCUACCACCGCUGGUUUGACGUGAUCUUCCUGGUCAGUGCUCUCUCCAGCAUCCUCUUCCUUUACCUGGCCCAUAAACAGGCACCUGAGAAGCACAUGACCCUGUGACCUCAUAAGUGACCUCAUCAGAGAGAGAGACACAUAGGACUAAAGUGUCUCUUUCUUUUGUCUCUCCUUUUAGAAGGACUUUUAUGGCUCUGCCCUGUAAUGAGCAUUAUUGGGUCUGUAUUUCCUGAAUCAGGAGGUACUCAGAAACAGUGUUUUGACUUUGGUUUAAAAAAAUGCUGAUUUGCUGUAUCAUUUAAAUAGACUCAUAUUAAUGGAGGGGACAAAAUAGUAUACAAUGUGGGUGUCAUUUAAAAAAAAAAAUUUUUUUUUAUAAAACGCAUAAAAUUUCCCAUACCAGGUGUUAUUAUGUUUACCACAGUAGGUGAACAAACUAAAUGCUCUCACUAGUUUGUUUACCAUGAAAUCAGUUACUCUUGAGCCAUCUUUUAUCAUUAAUAGACAUCAGAUCUAUAUCUCGGCAACACCCAGUUAUGUUACAGUGGACUGUUGGACUCUUGUUUUUCUUUCAGGCCUGUUAAUCGUUACUAUCAUUCCAUGUCUCAUUAAGAACUGUAAUGAUUCACAUGUGGAUACUGUAAUUGAGUGAGAGUCAUAAUCUUCUGCUUAAAUCACAUCAACUAGAAAAGGUUUAAGAAUAUAUACACUUUGGGCUUUUGUAUUAUCAUUUUUUUUUUGUGUUAGACAGACAGGUGCCGUUGAUUUACUGAAAAGGCAAUAUCUGCGUGCCAGAGAUGUAACUGUCUUGGACUUCUCGUCAAAUGCAGGAAGCUCAGAUUUCCAUUAAAAGGCUUUUUCAAACAUU